Messenger RNA from Cloeon dipterum, 1621 nucleotides. Its product is annotated as mitochondrial 2-oxoglutarate/malate carrier protein. The record is from RefSeq and is a predicted model, not a curated record. Gene Ontology annotation, molecular function: transmembrane transporter activity. Lineage: Eukaryota; Metazoa; Arthropoda; Insecta; Ephemeroptera; Baetidae. The transcript is spliced from 5 exons. Bases 98 to 1039 code for a protein of 313 amino acids.
CCCGUGACCUUACUCCAACCUCACUUUGCCGGAGAAGCAGUGAUAUCGGUUCUCUCUUUCGCUGACCAGCCUCCAGCUCCAGCCUCGGUGCUUCAUCAUGGCAGCCCAAGAAGAACCACGUAAAGUGAUGCCUAAAUACGUAAAAUUUGCUUUUGGAGGCUUGGCCGGCAUGGGGGCUACGUGUUUUGUGCAGCCCUUGGACUUGGUCAAAAACAGGAUGCAACUCAGCGGGGCUGGAGGAAAAGCCAAAGAGUACAAGACAAGUUUUCACGCAUUCCGAGGCAUAUUGAAAAAUGAGGGAAUCGUAGGCAUGUACUCGGGACUGUCAGCAGGCCUUCUUCGACAAGCCACUUACACCACCACUAGGCUGGGUAUUUACACCUGGCUUUUCGAAAAGUUCUCAGGGGCUGAUGGAAAACCACCUGGAUUCUUUGUCAAAGCUGGCUUGGGCAUGGCAGCUGGCGUUGCUGGAGCCUUCGUCGGCACUCCUGCCGAAGUCGCUUUGAUCCGCAUGACUGCCGAUGGUCGCCUCCCACUGGCUGAGAGGAGAAAUUACAAGAGUGUGUUUGAUGCUCUCUUCAGGAUAACCAAAGAAGAAGGUGUCCUCACUCUUUGGAGGGGUGCCAUUCCAACCAUGGGCAGGGCUAUGGUUGUGAAUGCUGCACAGCUUGCAUCAUACUCUCAAGCAAAACAAAUCCUUCUGGACACAGGUUACUUCCAUGACAACAUUUUAUGCCACUUUGUGAGCAGCAUGAUUUCUGGUCUGGUCACCACAGCAGCAUCCAUGCCCGUGGACAUUGCCAAAACCAGAAUUCAAAACAUGAAAAUGAUUGACGGCAAGCCAGAGUACCGAGGAGCUGGAGACGUUUUAAUGAAGGUUGUGCGAAACGAAGGUUUCUUCGCACUGUGGAAGGGCUUCACUCCAUACUACGCCAGGUUGGGCCCCCACACAGUGCUCACCUUCAUCAUUCUUGAGCAGAUGAACACAUUGUACAAGGAAAUGGUGCUAGGGGACUUCAGCGGAAAGAGCAGCUUAUAAGAAAAUGCAGAACUGCUCUCUAUUCAAGAAGUUGAAUGGUCUGACUCAAGUCUUAACACAUCACAAUGAACACACGCCAUGGAGGUUAUUACAGCCAAAAAUUGUACCAUGGGUUUUGCUAUUUGAACACUUUCAGUCAUACAGAUUUUUAAGCGUUUUCUUCAGUCGAUUUCAUAAGUUAAUAGCUUGAGAAUAAUUUUCUAGUACACAAUUGUUAGUUGCACUUGUCAUACAGGUUAUUGUUAGCGAGUCUCCGCUCGUAUAGUCUAUUCCCCUGAAUUGGUGGUUAUUGUGGUUUUGAUUGGGUCGUAAAUAUAACAUUUGAAAUGUUUUCUAGUACGAGAUCACAGUUAGCACAGAAUGUGAUACUCUUAAAGUGAUUUGUGCUAGGCUGAGCCUAAUGAUUCCAAAAAUCGGUUCGUUUUCAUUUUAAUUUUCACACAUUUUGCAUUGGGGUUGGCAAACUGUUGUUGUCUGUUGUGCUGAAAGGCUUGUUUUAUAGUUUUAACAAAAUAACAAUGGAUUUAGCAAAAAAUAAAAAUAAAGAUGCUUCAUUUUACGUGAUAACCGCAAUCAAAAAUG